AUGACAGCUUAUACCCCUCCUUCGUCGAUUCUCAUAAUCGGCACAGGUUUGUUUUCUCUAAGUACCGCUCUCACUCUCCUGAAGCGACCUGCCUACAAAAACACAACCAUCACCCUCCUUGAUCGCUCUCCAUUUCCUGCCAGGGACGCCUCCUCCGUCGACUCCUCCCGAAUCAUCCGCGCCGACUACUCUGACCCCCUCUAUGCCGAACUUGCAGCCUCCGCUCAGAAGCAAUGGCGCCAAACCGACGAAAAUGAAAUUGGUGGCCAAGGCCGAUACACUGAAAGCGGGUUGUGCUUAACUUGUGACACCUCAUAUGAGAACAGCGGGCAAAGAUACGUACGAGGAAGUCUUUCAAAUAUCCAGCAAUUGAUGAAACAAGACGGAGAUGCAGACGGAAUUCAAGAGUUGCCUUCAAAGGAGGCUAUACAAAAUCUUUUUAGAACGGGUCCGGGAAGUGGAGAAUGGGGAUACAUAAACCGACGAUCAGGAUGGGCUGAUGCAGAAGCCACCUUAGUUUGGCUACGAAAAGAAGUUGAAAAUUUUGCUGAGGGACGUGUUCAAUUUAUCGUCUCGGAAGCAACAUCCCUCAUAUUCUCCCCCGACGAAAGCACCAUCCUCGGGGCCAACACCGCACCCGGCACCCAAUACUUCGCCGACCUCACAAUCCUCGCAGUGGGAGCUUGGAGUGCAAAAUUCCUCGACCUCCGUUCUCAAGUCCACUCUAGCGGGCAAUGCCUUUUGUACAUUGACAUCACAGACGAAGAACAAGAAAAAUACAAAGACAACCCCGUCCUUCUCAACAUGAGCAGCGGCUACUUCAUCAUUCCCCCACGAAAUAACGUUCUAAAAAUAGCACGCCACGCCCACGGAUACUCCAACCCAACCAGUAUCCCUCACCCCCACCCCUCCUCCUCCGGCGAAAUCAUCAGCAUCUCCCUUCCCCGCACAAUCUACGACCACUCCACUAACGCCGUCCCAACAUCCUUCCAAAUCGAAGCCGCCACCGCCCUGCAAACAAUCCUCCCCGAUCUCCCACCUCGUCCUUUCUCCCACACCCGAGUCUGCUGGUACACCGACACGCCCACUGGCGAAUUCCUCAUCACCUACUGCGACAAACCUCAAUCUAGCGGGGGCCUCGGUCUUAAAGGUGUAUUCUUGGCAACUGGUGGGAGUGGGCAUGGAUUUAAAUUCCUACCGAUUCUUGGGGAGAAGAUUGUGGAUGUGAUGGAGGGGAAAGAUGAGGUUUGGGGUAAGAAGUGGGGUUGGAAGGUUACGGGGGAGUGGGAUGGUAUGACGGAUGAUGGGAGCAGGGCGGGGAAGAGGGGGGAGAAACUUUAG
Messenger RNA from Sclerotinia borealis F-4128, 1341 nucleotides. The record is from the annotation of a GenBank genome assembly. NCBI's taxonomy places the organism in Eukaryota, Fungi, Ascomycota, Leotiomycetes, Helotiales, Sclerotiniaceae.